AUGCUUCCUGAUAUUAAGAUUGUACCACUUGGAGCCGGUCAAGAUGUAGGACGUUCUUGUAUUCUGAUCUCCAUCGGAGGUAGAAAUGUUAUGCUCGAUUGUGGUAUGCAUAUGGGAUAUCAAGAUGAGCGACGAUUCCCUGAUUUUUCAUAUAUUGGAGGUGGUGGAAACUUAAAUGAUUAUUUGGAUUGUGUUAUUAUUUCUCAUUUCCAUUUGGAUCAUUGCGGCUCUCUACCUCAUAUGAGUGAAAUAGUCGGGUAUGAUGGUCCUAUAUUCAUGACUCAUCCUACCAAAGCUAUAGCUCCUGUUCUGCUGGAGGAUUACAGGAAAGUGCAAACGGAAUUCAGGGGUGACACCAACUUCUUCACUUCUGCGCAUAUCAAAUCAUGUAUGAAAAAGGUUAUUGCCGUUAACUUACACGAAACAUAUGAAGUUGAUAGCGAGCUAUCAAUUAGAGCUUUCUAUGCAGGGCAUGUCCUGGGAGCUGCCAUGUUUGAAGUGAAAGUCGGAACUCAAUCUGUUUUAUAUACAGGAGACUAUAACAUGACACCUGAUAGACAUUUAGGAGCGGCAAGAGUUUUACCGGGUUUGAAACCUGAUGUUCUUAUUUCGGAGUCUACCUACGCAACUACCAUUCGAGACUCCAAGCGUGCCAGAGAGAGAGACUUUUUGAGGAAAAUUCACGAAAGAGUUCAAGGAGGAGGCAAAGUUCUUAUCCCUGUGUUUGCGUUGGGAAGAGCUCAAGAACUGUGCAUCUUACUCGAAUCUUAUUGGGAACGAAUGGACUUGAAAGUUCCUAUCUAUUUCUCUCAGGGUUUGGCAGAAAGAGCUAAUCAGUAUUAUAGACUAUUCAUAAACUGGACUAACGAAAAAAUAAAACAUACUUUCGUUGAGAGGAAUAUGUUUGAUUUUACACAUAUCAAACCGUUGGAGAAGAACUACGAAGAUUUACCGGGAGCUAUGGUGCUUUUCUCCACUCCAGGAAUGCUUCACGGUGGUCAGUCUUUGAAAGUUUUUAAAAAGUGGUGUGGAGAUUCCAAAAAUAUGAUCAUCAUGCCUGGUUUCUGUGUGGCGGGUACAGUUGGGGCCAAAGUAAUUGGAGGCAUGAAGAAGAUCGAAAUUGAAAGUAAAAUAUACGAAAUCAACUUGGGAGUAGAAUAUAUGUCUUUCAGUGCUCAUGCUGAUGCCAAAGGUAUCAUGCAGUUGAUUCGAGAUUGCUCUCCUCGAAGCGUUAUGUUCGUUCAUGGAGAAGCUGGUAAAAUGGAAUUCUUGAAAGAGAAGGUCAUAAAAGAAUUCAAUUUGCCUGUGUACAUGCCUGCUAACGGAGAGACAGUCAGUAUCCCUCCGGUAAAUUCAAUGCAGAUUGAGGUGCCGUGGGAUAUUAUUGAGCGUAGUAUUGAACUCGAUCCGACUCCUUCAAAAAAACAUUGUCCGUUCUCGGCAUGUUUGUUGGUUGAUAAGCAGACGGGACCCGAGAUAGUUUCUUGUGAAAAAGCUGCUCAUCAACUCAAUUUGCCUCUUCAUUACAUAUCGUUUUCUCAUACUAUUCCUUGCAAAAAACCCGUGAACUGGGAGAGUUUACACAUCAAACUCCUAGAACUAGAUUGUAGCUCUCAACUCAAGCAGGAUGGUAUCGAAAUGUUCCACGGUGAAAUAGCUCUCAUCAAGUUUAAUAAAAGCAAACCUGAGAUUGAAAUGAUUUGGGACGAAUGUCGGGAAGCAUGGCAACAGCAAGUGUUAGCCAUCGUCGAAGAGCUUGUGAACUAG
Messenger RNA from Auanema sp. JU1783, 1767 nucleotides. NCBI's taxonomy places the organism in Eukaryota, Metazoa, Nematoda, Chromadorea, Rhabditida, Rhabditidae. The record is from the annotation of a GenBank genome assembly.